Messenger RNA from Chiloscyllium plagiosum (whitespotted bambooshark), 1343 nucleotides. Its product is annotated as eukaryotic initiation factor 4A-II. The record is from RefSeq and is a predicted model, not a curated record. Gene Ontology annotation, molecular function: ATP binding; nucleic acid binding; RNA helicase activity. NCBI's taxonomy places the organism in Eukaryota, Metazoa, Chordata, Chondrichthyes, Orectolobiformes, Hemiscylliidae.
AGGGUAUAAAUAGGCGCGACCGGCGGCGAGCGCUUCCUUUCGGUGAGGAGGCGGCGGUGGGUACGGAAGAUGUCUUGUGGCUCCGCGGAUUACAGCUCUAAAGAACAUGGCCCAGAUGGCAUGGACCCAGAUGGCGUUAUUGAAAGCAACUGGAAUGAAAUUGUUGAUAACUUUGACGACAUGAACCUGAAGGAGACCCUUCUUAGAGGAAUUUAUGCAUAUGGAUUUGAAAAACCUUCUGCUAUCCAACAGAGGGCAAUUAUGCCAUGUAUUAAAGGGUUUGAUGUUAUUGCCCAAGCACAGUCUGGAACUGGUAAAACAGCCACAUUUGCAAUCUCGAUCCUGCAGCAGCUGGAGUUAGAUAUGAAAGAAUCGCAGGCUUUGGUCCUGGCCCCUACCAGAGAACUGGCUCAGCAGAUCCAGAAGGUAAUCCUGGCCCUGGGUGAUUACAUGGGUGCUACAUGCCAUGCCUGCAUCGGUGGCACUAAUGUACGAAGUGAGAUGCAGAAGCUGAAUGCAGAAGCUCCCAACAUUGUUGUAGGAACUCCAGGGCGAGUGUUCGACAUGUUGAACAGGGGAUAUAUAUCUUCAAGGUGGAUCAAGAUGUUCGUUUUAGAUGAAGCUGAUGAAAUGUUGAGUCGUGGAUUCAAAGAUCAAAUCUACGAGAUUUUUCAGAAACUGAGCACAAACAUUCAGGUGGUUUUGUUGUCGGCUACUAUGCCCAGCGAUGUCUUGGAGGUCACUAAAAAGUUUAUGCGUGAUCCAAUCCGUAUCCUUGUGAAAAAAGAGGAACUCACCCUUGAGGGUAUCAAGCAGUUUUACAUCAAUGUGGAGAGAGAGGAAUGGAAGUUGGACACACUUUGUGACUUGUAUGAAACUCUAACCAUAACACAAGCUGUGAUUUUUCUUAAUACGAGGAGGAAGGUUGAUUGGUUAACUGAAAAAAUGCAUGCAAGGGACUUCACUGUUUCUGCAUUGCAUGGUGAUAUGGAUCAGAAAGAACGCGAUGUGAUUAUGAGGGAAUUCCGUUCGGGAUCUAGCCGCGUACUUAUCACUACUGACUUAUUGGCUCGUGGCAUCGAUGUACAGCAGGUGUCUCUAGUUAUUAACUAUGACUUGCCCACAAAUCGUGAGAAUUACAUUCACAGAAUUGGUCGUGGUGGUCGCUUCGGAAGGAAAGGUGUUGCUAUUAACUUUGUUACUGAAGAAGAUAAACGAAUUCUUCGUGAUAUUGAGACAUUCUACAAUACAACUGUGGAAGAGAUGCCUAUGAAUGUGGCUGACCUGAUCUAAUGAUGGCAUGAGAAUUUGCAUUUGCAGCUGCUGAAUUAUCAGACUAUAUG